Messenger RNA from Acanthosepion pharaonis, 621 nucleotides. Lineage: Eukaryota; Metazoa; Mollusca; Cephalopoda; Sepiida; Sepiidae. The record is from the annotation of a GenBank genome assembly.
AUGUCAUCUUUUCUUCAUUCAUUUUCCAAUUUUGCCCGUUUUUUUUUCUUUACUUCAUUUUACUUAGAUCAUUCUUCAUUUCGUUCACAUUUUUUUCGUCAAUUUUACUUCGUCGUCUAUUAUAAUUCAGUUCACUUUUUUCCAUAUUCCCUUUUAGUUUUAUGUCAUUCAUUUUUCAAUUUUGCCGUUUUUUUCUUUACUUCAUUUUUUAGAUCAUUCUUCAUUUCGUUCACAUUUUUUUUCGUCAAUUCUUACUUCGUCGUCUAUUAUAAUUCAGUUCACUUUUCCUCUCCAUAUUUGUCAUCUUUUUCUUUUUUCCAAUUUUUUGAACUUCAUUUUUACUUAGAUCAUUCUUCAUUUCAUUCACAUUUUUUUUUUCGUCAAUUUUACUUUGUCGUCUAUUAUAAUUCAGUUCCUUUUCCUCUCCAUAUUCCCUUUAUGUUUUAUGUCAUCUUUUCUUCAUUUUCUCCAAUUUUUGCCCGUUUCUUUUCUUCAUUUUUCCGAUCAUUUUAUCACAUUUUUUUUUUUAAUUUUGCGAACUCAUAUUCCUUUAAUGUCAUCUUUUCUUCAUUUUCUCCAAAUUCAUUUUACUUUAGAUCUUUCCUGUUUCGUCUAUUAUAA